AUGAUAAGUCCUUUGUGUGGUGAUCGAGCGCCGAGUAGAAAAGGAAGGAAAAACUGUCGUUGCCGCACAAAAGAACAACAGGCCGCCGGAGUGAACGGUGAAAGUCUACGACCGUGGUCUGUGAUUCGUCUCCGAACGAGACGACAAAGUAGUGGCCGAGUCUCGUUAGCAGUCAGCGCGCUUCAUAGCGCCCAGUCGACGUUCGACGACAGUAGUGCGACAACGCGUUCGGUCAUUCAUCGACUUGCCGUCUGA
Molecule: messenger RNA, 255 nt
Organism: Macrosiphum euphorbiae (potato aphid)
Lineage: Eukaryota; Metazoa; Arthropoda; Insecta; Hemiptera; Aphididae
Source: the annotation of a GenBank genome assembly